UUGAAGGUACCAGACUACUGCCAUGACUUCUGUCAUCAGCCAAUAUCUUCACCUUUUAAAGUGACCAAAGACACAUGCACAAACACAUUGGCCGCUUAUUGCAAUACUCUCAUAUCCCUGGAAAACUCUAUGCAGAAUCUUCUGAGAGACGCAAAGGACAGAUUCCGUAGCUGGGUGACAUGUGCAGGAUUUGAAAAUGUUGAACUAGCUUACAAAAAGGUGGAAAGUAAUGAUUAUCCGAUCAGGUUAUGGAAAGUGUCCAUUGAACUUAAUGCAACACCAUACGUGGCCUUACAAUAUAUUCUUAGAGAACAGCAUACAUGG
This is a messenger RNA of Staurois parvus, 324 nucleotides long. NCBI's taxonomy places the organism in Eukaryota, Metazoa, Chordata, Amphibia, Anura, Ranidae. The record is from the annotation of a GenBank genome assembly.